AGCUCUCCUGACGGUCACUGAUGGGUGUCACCAUUAGGCAUCAAAGUCGAGACAAAGGGGAAGUUAAGAGCAGAGACGUAUGGAGAGCAGAGUAGCUGGUGAACUGUAGAACAGAACAGAGUAGAGAUGUAGAAGUAGAUAAUCGUAAGGAGAACCAGAGCAGUCCAGUAUAUACUGUAGCAAAGCUUCCUGGAACGUAGUGUGGUUGUGGACUGUAGGACCCUGAAACUCAGGUGAAUGGAAUAUCAUUUUGUGGAGAUAUAACCUGGUCAAGACAGAGUGAGGAGGUCGAGGCAGUGUGGUGCUGUGGACAGCAAAGGAUUAUGGGGAAGGAGGAGAACUUGUAUGCCAAUGUCAAGGGUGUGUCGCACAACCAGGGUCAACGCAGCCCAGACAACGCCCUCCUGUGGUCGAGACUCACAGACAGACACAUGGCAGUUUCAGAGAGGAGAACCUAUAAAGCUGCAGCAGUGUGUCUGGGGCUGCUGUGUGUUCUCCUGCUGGCUGGGGUCAUAGGAGUGGGACUCUUCCAUCUAACCAGAGUGACUGUGGAGAGAGACCAGCACCAAAGUAAGUAUGAUAACCUGACCAGAGAGAGAGACCAACUCCAGACAAAGGGUAAUAACCUGACCAGAGAGAGAGACCAACUCCAGACCAAGAGUGAUAACCUGACCAGAGAGAGAGAUAAGCUCCAGAUGAAGUAUGACAACCUGAUCAAAGAGAGAGACCAUCUCCAGAACGUCUAUUGCUGUCCUAAUGGCUGGAAGAAGUUGAACUGCAGCUGUUACUAUGUCUCCACUGAGAGGAAAAACUGGACUGACAGCAGACAGGACUGUAGAGACAGAGGAGCAGACCUGGUGAUCUUGAACAGCCCAGAGGAACAGGUAUUCCUGAAUAAUCUCAAGAAGAGAGUGUGGAUCGGUCUGACUGACACAGUAACAGAAGGGACCUUUAUCUGGGUGGACGGAACUCCACUGACCACACUCAAGUACUGGUGGGGCUCUCAGCCUGAUAAUUACUCUAAACAACCAGGCAGUGAUGGUGAGGACUGUGCUGAGAUAUACUACUCACCUUCUGACGUUCCUCCUCCUAAAACAUGGAAUGAUUACACAUGUGAUUCUGAUAAUUUCUGGGUCUGUGAGAAAAGGAUCUAACAGAUAUACUGUGGGUUUUCAAUGGAUAAUCAAUUUUUCUAUGCAUUGUAUUUUCCAGCUACAUUAUUGUCUUGUAAAUAACAUCUGUCAUAGCUGCAGAACUGAAAGAACUGUGAUGAUGAGCUUUCUCUUCCUAUGGCUAACAUGAACUAUAUAAUGUAAGAAUGAGUUACAUAGACUGAAACAUUGUAUUACUGUUUAGUUGUAUUUACCCCUCAGCUUGAUUUUCCUUCUUAGAACAUAUGUUAUUCCUGAAAUAAAA
Messenger RNA from Hypomesus transpacificus, 1416 nucleotides. RefSeq names its product CD209 antigen-like protein E. Lineage: Eukaryota; Metazoa; Chordata; Actinopteri; Osmeriformes; Osmeridae. The coding region runs from base 324 to 1154 and encodes 276 amino acids. The transcript is spliced from 7 exons. Gene Ontology annotation, biological process: biological process involved in interspecies interaction between organisms. The record is from RefSeq and is a predicted model, not a curated record. Gene Ontology annotation, molecular function: D-mannose binding; fucose binding. Gene Ontology annotation, cellular component: external side of plasma membrane.